AGUCCACUAUUUUAUCAAGGAGUUUUGAUUUGUUAACACGAGUGUCAUUCUGUUUUUCUAUGUAACUAUAUAAUAGACGAAACAGUUAAAAAUAACCAUUUCGACAGAAAUACAGCUGAAUAAGUAAGAGUAAUGGCUCUUCAUUCUGCUGGAAAGGGCAAGCUUCUUGCAGUGAUUGGAGAUGAGGAUACUUGUGUUGGAUUCCUCUUGGGCGGAGUUGGCGAGAUUAAUAAACAUCGUCAACCCAACUUUAUGGUUGUAGAUAAAAAUACAGCAGUAAGUGACAUAGAAGAUACAUUUAAACGAUUUAUUAAACGAGAUGAUAUUGAUAUUAUACUUAUCAACCAAAACGUUGCAGAAAUGAUUCGUCAUGUAAUUGAUAGUCAUACGCAACCUAUACCAUCAGUCUUAGAAAUUCCCAGUAAAGAUCAUCCAUAUGAUGCCAGUAAAGACUCCAUUCUAAGACGUGCCAAGGGAAUGUUUAAUCCAGAAGAUAUACACUAAUCCAUGUACAUAAAAUGUUGAGCCAUAUAAAAAUAUAAAAAUGUAUGACUUGUAUGGCACUUAUUAAUCUCUGUAUCUAAUGUUACUGUGUUGUUAUAGUUCACUUGUAAAAAAUAGAAAUAUGUACAACAUUCCA
Messenger RNA from Hylaeus anthracinus, 640 nucleotides. It is a transcript of the gene Vha14-1, whose product is annotated as V-type proton ATPase subunit F. The record is from RefSeq and is a predicted model, not a curated record. Gene Ontology annotation, biological process: proton transmembrane transport. The coding region runs from base 133 to 504 and encodes 123 amino acids. Gene Ontology annotation, molecular function: proton-transporting ATPase activity, rotational mechanism. The transcript has 6 exons. Gene Ontology annotation, cellular component: membrane; proton-transporting V-type ATPase, V1 domain. NCBI's taxonomy places the organism in Eukaryota, Metazoa, Arthropoda, Insecta, Hymenoptera, Colletidae.